AUGGCCGACACACUGCCCAGCGUCGACUUCGGCUUCAACGAUUUGCGCGAGAGAAUGGCGCAAUUUACGGUGCGCUUUGAUGAGUUCAUCGAACGCGGGAGGAAGCGGGUGUUGGAAGAGCGCAAUGCAUUCCGAAUGAACAUGGCCGAGCUUGGAGAUCUGCAGCGAACACGCAAGAUCGCCAUCGCCGAGCUCGAAUCCAAAUCCUCCACGCACGCGCAGACACUGGCGAAGGAAGCGGCCGAAGCUGAGGAAAUGGAAGAUGCGAUCCGCACUUUCACCGAACAAAAGGAGGAACAUCUUGAACGUCGCGAUCGGCUGAAAGCAGAUAUCGCAUCCAUUCAAACGUCUAUCAAGCAAAAGCGCGAGGCGCAGGCGGUACAUCAGCGCACGCUGGAGGCUCAAGCCCGGCAUAACAUUCCCGAGCUGCGCUUCUGGGAGCACUGUCUUGGUUUGCGCAUUGAGCCGUCUGCAUUUGGGGUCGAGGAUCAGCUCAGAUUUGUUUUUGUAUGUGUGGAUGAUCGGGAUGGCAAUAAGGAGGCAACGUUUGAGUUGCUGAUGGAUGGCAAGGAGUAUGAAGUUGCGGCCACGACACCGACACUGGAGAAGGAGAAUCUGGAACCACUCGUGAUGCAGUUGAAUGAAAGUCGGCAGCUUGGGCCUUUCCUGAAAGCGAUUCGGGGAUUGCUGGCCGAGGGGUUCAAGGCGUGA
Messenger RNA from Neohortaea acidophila, 711 nucleotides. Its product is annotated as chromosome segregation protein Spc25-domain-containing protein. Bases 1 to 711 code for a protein of 236 amino acids. Gene Ontology annotation, cellular component: Ndc80 complex. Gene Ontology annotation, biological process: chromosome segregation. The record is from RefSeq and is a predicted model, not a curated record. Lineage: Eukaryota; Fungi; Ascomycota; Dothideomycetes; Mycosphaerellales; Teratosphaeriaceae. The transcript has 2 exons.